Puntigrus tetrazona (Sumatra barb) is the source of this 6277-nucleotide messenger RNA. It is a transcript of the gene topaz1, whose product is annotated as testis and ovary specific TOPAZ 1. The record is from RefSeq and is a predicted model, not a curated record. The transcript is spliced from 19 exons. Gene Ontology annotation, biological process: spermatocyte division; spermatid development. Lineage: Eukaryota; Metazoa; Chordata; Actinopteri; Cypriniformes; Cyprinidae. The coding region runs from base 376 to 5679 and encodes 1767 amino acids.
UUCGGUAAUAAUCGCUCAGUGGCAAGGACAGGUAUUGAGGAGCUCAUGUUUCAUUAAUACUGUCUUUAAAAAAAAGAGAGAGAGAGAGAGAGCGAGAGCGGUUUAUUGUAUGUGCUAUACAGUAUUAUCGCGUUCUACCAGCUUUAUCUGGGUUGAUUUACGUGACUUUGGAUUAAUGCGGCGCUGCCUACGAGUCAAAUGCGUUUGAUCUUUUAAUUAAGUCCUUCUUAAAUCAACAAUUUACGCUCCGUAUAAACUGUAACAUGUUUAUUUUGCAGCGCACUGGGGAGAAGCGAGUUGUUUUUUUCGGGGUACGAGUUUAGUUAGCGCACGGAUGCGCGUUUUCGUUAACGUUAGUCGCUGUUGGCUUCAGUAAUGCUUCCGUGCGGCGGCGUUUCGAGGAUCAAAUUGAAGAGGGAUUCGUUUAAGCUCGGUAGCAAAUUAGAGCCGAGUAAACGCAGAUGGACUGGGCCUAAAAGCGUACAGGUUCAAGACCAAGCCAGUUGUCCGGCUCCGGAGGCAGCAGAACCGAGCGCCAACAAAACCGACCGUGAACUUCUGUCCCAAUUUGACUGGGAAGCGAGCUCCACACAAGAGGGCCGCGAUCGGCGUAACUGCGGCGAAGGGGGUUUUAAUCAAGGUACUUUCCCACCCACAGUCAGUGGCGUUAGUAACUGUCAGGGGGUAGGAACGAAAGCUAAAAGUACCUGCACUGAGAGUCAGCCGUUGUCCGAACAUAGAAAGGAGUUCUUCUACCGUUUGCGCUUAGCUUUGUGCUUGAAACGUCGAAAUGGCGGGAAUCGUGCGAUGCGGGGGUCAACAGAAGCUCAGUGCCGCGCGCUGUCGUAUAUAAACAGUAACGCGUCGGUCGAGUCAGAUCACGUUUCCGUUAAAUCCACUGUCUGUGAGGAAUCGGUGGAACAAACCCCGCCUGCCCAGAUAGAUCCGCAUUACGAUAAAAACACCGAGGGCCCAGAUUAUUCGGGGCACGAAAAGCCUCGUGCCAGGAGGGGGAGACCAAGGAAACCGUUUAUUGAUAAUUGUGGUGGCCCUAAUGGACAGGUGAAAGCUACCAUCAAGACGGACGCUCGGCGAGGCCGUGCAAGUAGUGCCAGGCGUGCUAUUUCUGCACAAACACCAAAUAUUAGUUCAAAACAUGAGCUGAGACGACAGCUUAGGUCAGACACAAGGAAAGCCUGCAAACGACUGGUGAAAAAUUCGUGCUGUGCUUUGUGCGGUGAUGUAAAAUACACUCCUCCCCCUAGUAAGAAUCCGGCCCCUUUACUCAGUCACAGAUCUAGAGCUGUCCACUCCAGCCAGACUGUGUGCCAGAAAGAUGAUGGUCAAAUCGCAGAAUCCCCGACCGCGAUGAGUUUCCGCUUCGAGAAAUACCCCAUGGUGAAUCUGUGCGAUGUAGCCAGAGUGUUUGACAUAGCCUCUCGUGAUUUCUCAUAUGUCUUACCGGCCGUACUAAGACAAAAGAGGAGGCGCAAAAGAGUGCACUGCUUAAGGAAACAAUUAAAUUUUGUUGUGCAUCCUCAUCUCCACGGCAUCAAGGAGUAUAGAAGUAAGAUUGCCAACCAGUCCUGGGAAGUUUCCACACCAACCCAUAGCUGUGCUUCUUUUUCAUCAGGUGAUCUACCAUCUGGAGCUUCGGGCACAUACAUUUCACACACAGCUGAGACUCCUGGUGGAUCUGCUAAGGAAUGGGAUGCUUGUCUCGCAAGGAAUCCAGACUCCGAGAGUAUGAGACAGGACGACUUCAAAGGAACUGACGCAGUGCUCCCAGGGUCUGAUGACAGUGGCCCUGUUUUGCAUUUCUGUGAGAAAGACAAGGCCUGUCCAGUGACAAACAUCUCUGAAAGUCCUACCAGCUCGACACGACGUGUACCACCUCUAAUACUCAGACGGGUUGCUGUCAGUGGUUUUGGUUUGAGAGAUGGUGGCGGUAAUGAUGAUGAGGGUAAGAACAGUGGUCAUUCCCUGGAUGAAGAGAAAGAGGAGGACAGUAGUAAUGAGGAUUCUGACAGUGAAGUGAACUCGCCUGAGAGUUUCUCCUGCCAGCGAGUGCAAGCCUACAUAUUUUUCCCUCAAUCAUCAUGUGCUCGCACAUACAAGACCUGGCCUUUCCCUAGAACAGGCCCUCCUAAUGAACUCAGGUCGCCCCUGCACACUGGACCCCGAUGGAUUGUGGCCACUUCAUUUCCUGCCAUCGUUCAAACAUCUCUCAGUGGAACACCUGAAUGCUUAUCAGAUAAAGAUGUUGAAAACAAACUGUCCAAACCCACAAAGCAAAGCAAAAGCAACUCUAAAACGAGAGAAUUGUUGCCAGGUGAGCCCACGUUAGAGGUGAUGGAAAGAACUCAGAAAAGUCAAGCACAAUGUCUUACUCCAAGUCGUACAGUGACACAUGAUAGUUUUAUUUCGAGACUUGCAGAACACAACAGUUGUAGUUUAGAAAGCAGAGACCUACUGGAGCAGCAGCCUUCUGCAUCAGGCAAAAUGCUGCCCACUUGCACAGUUGAAAAGACUCCAAAAGAUCAAGUGGAAACUCUUAAACCAAGAGGUACAUUGAAGCAAGAUAGUUGUAUUUUAAGACUCUCAGACCAAAACAGUUGCAGUUUAGAAACUAGAGACCUACUGAGCAAGCAGCCUUCUGCAUCUGGUGAAACACCACCCACUUGCAGACCUGAAGGGACUUCAAGGGGUCUAGUGCACAGUACAAAAGUCACUUUGACUCAUGUUUCCAUACCUGCAGAGCCAGAGUCAAACCAAAGUUUUAAGAAGGCUUCAGAGGAUGUUCUUGAGUCCUCUGUACCUGUAGUGACUGUACAGGGUAACAUCUGCAAGUUUAAUGGUUUUGGCUAUGCAACGUCAUUAGAGGAGUGCAGCCUUUUGAAAAAUCAUUGCCUGCUCAAGAAGUUUGAUCAGAAACCGUUCGAAAUUCAGGCUGAUUUCAUGAGGGAAGAAGAUCAAAAAUUGUCGAAAGGUGUUUCGCAUCUCGAGAUCACUACUCUUCCUGUUAGCCAAACCUCAACAGCUAAGUCAGUUGAGGACCAAGAAUGUAACGGAAAUAGUGACGGACAAACUCUCUAUAACCCUGGGUCGCUUUCGGAAGCAUGUCUUAAAGUAAACAUGCUAAAAGCACAGCAUUCUUCUUUAGUGACGUCAACUUACACAAUGGUUCAGGAUGCCACACUGCAUACAGCCGGCAGCAAUCCUGACUGCUCAGGAGAAGAGAAGCAAAAUCAAGAAUUUGACACCUGUGCAUUCAAAGACUCCUCUUCUGAAGAUGAAAAUGAACAACUCACUGGUCUGUCAUUAGAUGACCCUGUGGAACAUGCUGCUCUGAGCUCUCAGUCUGAUGAUGAUGGGACAAGUCAGAUGAAUGAUGAAGACGACGACUCCACCCCUUCACAAUUAACAGCGGUUGCUGACAGCUUUCUGGAUGUUUCUCGAGCAUAUGAAGAAGACGUCCUUGUGCUAGAUGUGAUACAAGAUGAUCCAGAGUUGUUUGGGGCUGUCACUGAAACUGUGAGUAAACAGGGCACGUCAGCAGAGGAGAGUGGAAAGGCACUGCCACAGACAGAGAAACUUCAAACGGUGAACCAUUGCAAGAUUGUCUGGGACCUAAAUUCAGAUGGCUCCACUGAGUCUAACCCAACUGCUGCAGAAGUCAAGACAGACAGUCUGAAAGAUGGUGGUUCUCUAACAGUUAAGGAGACUUACAGAGAGCAGCCUGUCCGGGAAAUGAGUAUUUCAAAAUCAGAGAAUUCCACAGACUGCAAUAACAAUAAAGAGAUGAAACAACCAAAUGGUAUUGCAGGAAUAAACACAAGAGCAUCAAGACUUGUGAUGGACACAUGCAGCAACGGGUAUGAAGUGACUCCAAAAGAGAGAACUUCAAGCAGUAAUUAUUGUUGGUUCUACUUUAGUGAAUAUAACUCCUGCAUUCGAAGCGUCUGUUGGUUCCCGCAUGUACCGAGAGAUGGAGAUGAAAAGUUCUGCAUGAAUACAGUAAAGAAGUUCUGUCAUACUGGGAAACAGUCUCUUAUUCUGCGUGCAGUGGAGGUGUUUGUGGGAUAUUACAGCAGUUGUUCUCCCAGCGUCAGUUUCAGCCAGGAGAUUGUCAACUCUCUGUUGUCGUCUCUGCUCAAUUUUUGUUUGCUGGGUGAAUUUCAAGCAGUCGUUAACUUGCUUCUCAAACACACGAGGCUGCCUCCACCUGAGAUUAUUUUAGACAUUUUUAAACUUGUGAUGGAAAGGGGACUGAUUAAUUUUGUACCUGAGCUCAUUCAUCUCACCUCAAAGUUGAUCGAGGCAGGAUGUGUAUUCAGUGUGGAUCAGUGUGAGGUCAUGCAGAAUCAUCUCCACAUGAUGCAGGUUCCUCGACAGCAGAUGGACAUUUUCCUUGCUGUUAAAUGCAGAGCUCUGGUAACUAAUCCCCAUACCUCUGAGCUGUCAGAUCUGGCCCAGUCUGUUGUUAGAGUUGAGAUGCUGAAGCAUCAGGAAGACUGGGCUGGACUGGCUCUUUUAUUCUGCAAUGUCUGUGUGGGGUCACAAAGUCAAAUGGAACUUAACAGGUUUUGCUGCUGUGUUACCAUGGCACUGCUGAAGGAGCCCAAAGGCAAACUCACCUUACCGUAUGAGCUGUUUGCUGAAUCAGUCUGUCAGCAAGUCUUGUCCAAUGACAUGAUAAAAACCAUCCUGGGAAGAAUUGGAGUCUCUCUGAUCUUCAGGUACCACAGGACACGGGACUGGAACAAGGGAGUGAAGCUGGUCAGUGUGAUGUUCAGACUGCACAUCGAGUUCGUCACUCUGAAAGGGCUUAUGGGGAAUGAGCACAGGGUGUCUCGCUGUCAGCUGGUCACUAUGGCAACGGAGUUCUUCCUCCAUAGCGGGAGUAUUGAGGGAGCUCUGAAAAUGCUGAGAGCUGAUGGCUGGUUUGUGAGCUCCAGCAUGUGGCCUUGUGAGCAGGCUGACGUGAAAAACAGAAAGCAUGUCCUGACACUCUUAGCUGGGAAAACAUCACACAGAGACGCCUAUGAAAUUCUUACCAACUUACCUGGAAUCAGACAACCGAUAGAUGGUGUGCAGAAAAACGACUACGCUGAAACAUUCAAUGCUCAUCUGCGUCUGUGCUUGGUAAAGCAGACAUUACCGGUCGCCGCAGAUAUUCUUGAGUUCAUGCUAAUGCAUGGUAUGGUGCCUGAAACCCUCCCGUUACAGAGUCUCAUCCAUAAACUAGGCAAACAGAACAACUGGAGCCGUGUGAGGGCCCUUUUUAAACGUGCUCAGUCAGCAGGGUUUUACUCUGCAGUGGUGUGUGAAAGGGACUCUUUGUUUCUGCCAUGUAAUCUCAGUGAAAUUGAGAUGACGUUGGCCUUCGAGAUGUUCAUCACCUUGAUUAAUACUAAACUACUGGCCCCUGCUGAAGCCUUCCAACCAUUUCUAAUUACACUCAGACGGCAUGCCGAUAUUGAGGAUGUGACAGAGAGUGUGUACCUGGCAGCCGGUUGUCGGCUUCUCUCUGCCGCUCUCAUACCAAACCCCAAAUUGAGCAUCCGCUACUCAGCUGUCAAUAAAAGCCAAGAACAACUGUUUCACCUCGACCCUGCAUCUGCCCACAAAUGGUUUUUGCAAAACGAGCGGUGGGCACGAGAGAUUUGGGCAAGCUAGCAUACACAAACACACACAGACAUUCUUGUGAACAGUCCGAAAAAGUAACAAAUGUCUAAGUCUGAUCAAAGGUUAGUUUAUGUUACAGACUGUUGAAACUGAGACUUGUCGAAACUGGUUGCACAAUGUUUUGUGGUGUUUGUUAAAAUGUUAUUGAAGGACAAGACUGCUUAGUUUUGAGUUGUAAAAAGAAAGGUUUUGUAAUAUUUAGUUUUAUGUUCUUAAUUUCGACUUCCAUAGAUUUAUGUCGGAGUCUGCAAAUAUAAGUCGUUCAUGUGGGUAAAAACAUUAUCUAACAACAAAAAGAACCCCCCCCAUAUUUUGUGUGUGUGCGUGUAUGUGUGUUUACAAUAGUUUUGAGUACUGAUAAAGAUUUGACAACAGAGUUACUUUCAUUGUUAGCAUUUGUUUUACCAAUCGGUUGUCAAAUUUAUUUGGUGAUUAAACUGCAAAAAUGAUGGUACACAUGGUUGCACUGAAAGGCACUUAUGUACAUUCAUAUAAAAGACAUUUCAUCAUUGGAUACAAUUUUGUCUAGUUCUGCAAUGUGCACGUUUCAGUUUGUUCAGUUUAACUGAAAAUCACAAAUAAAUUUAAA